CAUUUUUAUGGCAUUUUUUGUAAGGAGGCUACAGUACUUGAGAGGACGCAUCUUCAUCAGGAGUCAGUCUUGGAGGCCACUCCAUAGGUGAAGACUACUAACCAUAGCAAACUGACAGCAACUCUGGUAGCUCAAUUCAGCCAUGGCAGACACAGAACUGGGCAACAUGACCUUCAAAGGGCUGGAAAAGAUCGAACCAGAAAAGGCGCCGAAGCCUCACUGGUUUGAGGUGUAUGUCCAGCCGUGCGUGGCGGAGCUGGUGGGCACCGGGCUCUUUGUGUUUGCCGGUUGCCUUUCCGUCAUUGAGAAUUCUCCAAACACAGGAAGCCUCCAGCCGGCCCUGGCCCAUGGACUUGCCCUCGGACUGACCAUCGCCAUCCUUGGUGGCAUCAGCGGUGGACAUUUUAACCCUGCGGUUUCCUUGGGCGUCUUAAUUAUUGGAGGACUCGAUAUUGUACUGGUGGUGCCAUACUGGGUUUCCCAACUCUGCGGAGGGAUGAUUGGAGCAGGACUCGCCAAGGCUUUGACGUUGGAGGAGACGUACUUCAAUUCAGGUGGAGCGACGUUCGAUGUCGUAAUCAGCGACAGCCAGGUUGCACGCGCCCUCGGAGCUGAAAUAGUCAUGACGUACUUCUUGGUGUUUGCUGUCUGCAUGGGGGCCGUCAAUAAGAAGACCACCACUCCUCUGGCCCCCUUCUGCAUCGGCUUCACCGUGACGGUGGACAUCUUGGCUGGGGGGGCCAUUUCCGGAGCCUGUAUGAACCCCGCCAGAGCCUUCGGUCCAGCGGUGGUGGCCAACUACUGGGCGUAUCACUGGAUCUACUGGGUUGGACCCAUGAUUGGUGGUCUGCUAGUUGGAGGAAUUAUAAGGUUACUCCUUGGAGACGCCAAAAUCCGCCUCUUUCUGAAAUGACGCCAUUCGAAGAGUCUCCCCACUGACUUCUGGGCCAAUCCUGCACCGCCAGCAGAGGGCGCAGUUUCCACAUUCACUUCCGCAGAACUGGAGACCUGGAUUCCGAGUCAUGAGCUUUCCCAGAUGGCUACAAGUACAUGGAGAGAGGAUCCCGCAGACCCCUCUCUCAGCCAAACUGCACCAAACCAUUGCCAGGAAUCGAAAAGUGACACCGAUGAGGCGCGGUCUCUACUGACACCUCCGGCCCAACAGUGCCGCCACCAAGGGAGGCUCUAACGUACAUUGCUCCAGAACCUUAUAAUCCUCUUUUUAUACAAAGCGACUUCUUGAGGUUCAAAGGAUUCUGGGAUUGCUUUGCUUGAGGCAAGCACAGUGCUAUAUAGCAGUAUGCGCGUCAUAAGAAGCUAGUGCUCACAGUAGCGUCUUUACUAUAUUCCUGAGUCAUUUUAACCACCGUGUGGUUUUCCUUUUUUCUUUUUAUUGCUUGUAUCCUUCCUUUUCUGUCAUUUUAUGCUUUAUUUUGCGCCUUGUCUGCAGGGUCACUUGGAUAAGCUACAGGAAAGUCAAAUGGCAGCCCCUUAUCUCCGAUCAGAACCCUGUUUGCUUGGACAUUCGUAUUUAGCUGCUGCGGAAUUGGAUUGAAUAUAAUGCGACAGCUGGGGCGCUGAAAAGAUACUGAAUUCAGAAA
Messenger RNA from Bufo bufo (common toad), 1601 nucleotides. It is a transcript of the gene AQP8, whose product is annotated as aquaporin 8. Gene Ontology annotation, biological process: transmembrane transport; water transport. The record is from RefSeq and is a predicted model, not a curated record. Bases 143 to 913 code for a protein of 256 amino acids. Gene Ontology annotation, cellular component: plasma membrane. The transcript is spliced from 6 exons. NCBI's taxonomy places the organism in Eukaryota, Metazoa, Chordata, Amphibia, Anura, Bufonidae. Gene Ontology annotation, molecular function: water channel activity.